AUGCAAAGUCAUUUACAAGACGCUCAAGCUUUACUGGCAGAAGUUACUGAGAGUUUCCAAUCAGAAAGAGAAACAAAACAAAUACAAAAUAUUAAUAGGACGAUAAAUGAGAUACGAUCUACUACUGAAGCACAAAUAGCUGUGAAGUCUAAUAAGCUUCAUAUCCUCCAACAGCAAGUUGAUACCAAUAGUAAUCAAAUUCAAUUACUUCAAGAUAUGAUUCAUAAUAUAAAUGAUCAAUCACAGGGGCCCGAUGAAGUUUUAGCUUUAUUAAAUACUACUAAAGUGGAGCUAAAAUCCUUGGAAAAUGAAGUCUCACAGUUACAGGAUCUCUAUUAUACUCUUGAAGAUGAGGCAGCUAAAGAGCACUCUUUGCAACAACUAAUAGCAGUCGAACAUCAUCAUGCUACUGAUAAUAAGGAUCUAAUUAAUGCAAGCCAGAUAGCUGCAUUUGGCUUAUUAGCAGGUAUUAAUCCAUCUUAUAAUUUAGAUCAUGUAUUAUUGAUGGAUAAUAAAGGUAAGGUGCAUCAAAUUAAAAAAGAUGAUACCUUAUCACAAUUUGAAACAACGCAAAAGAUUUGGAAAUUGAUAGAAGAAAGAGUAAAUAAAUAA
This is a messenger RNA of Henningerozyma blattae CBS 6284, 612 nucleotides long. RefSeq lists its product as uncharacterized. The coding region runs from base 1 to 612 and encodes 203 amino acids. NCBI's taxonomy places the organism in Eukaryota, Fungi, Ascomycota, Saccharomycetes, Saccharomycetales, Saccharomycetaceae. The record is from RefSeq and is a predicted model, not a curated record. The transcript has a single exon.